GUCACGUGACUAAGUCAUCUGUUGUCGUCAGCUACUUUCCCUCGAGAAAGUUUCAUUGAAAAUUGUGCUGACCAGCCUCCCGACGUUGAUAUAUCAAGUUGUUAUAUGCCAAAUUGGGUAGUGAGUAUGAGAGGAGGACGGUGAGGAGGAGGGUGAGGAGCGCGCGCGAGGCUGGUGUAGUGAGGAGACUUGUGAGUGUUGAGGCCCCGCUGCCUCCCGGGAAUGUUUACACGGCGCGGCCCGCUCCUGCUGCUGCUACCCUGGAACCCUCGCUCAUAUCAACAGUCCCUCACAUAUACUAACUCUCAUACUAGCGCCUCGUAUAUUUUGUGGUGGGAAAGACUUGUACGGUGAAGAUGAGUCGGGUGGUCUAGUUGUGAGUUACGCUGAUGUGGCCAGGUGACGGCGGCUCCCACAGUUUGACGACGGGAUAACCCCCCCGGCUAUUACGGCACCACUGCCUCCUACGGCACCACUGCCUCCUACGGCACCACUGCCUCCUACGGCACCACUGCCUCCUACGGCACCACUGCCUCCAACGGCACCACUGCCUCCUACGGCACCACUGCCUCCAACGGCACCACUGCCUCCAACGGCACCACUGCCUCCAACGGCACCACUGCCUCCUACGGCACCACUGCCUCCAACGGCAUCACUGCCUCCAACGGCACCACUGCGGCACGACCGCCUCCUCCAGCACCACCGCCUCCUACGGCACGUCUGGCAAUAAUGAUUAUCGAGAGCCCAGACCUGCUGAAGCAGUGGCUGACAAGCUAUCUGGCGCCACUGUGUGAUGCUGACCCCGAGGCAUUAGCUAAAUAUUGUCUUGCUCUGGUCCGCAAAGACCGUCCUGUAUCUGAACUGAAGGCUAGUAUGAUUGAGCAACUUGACGUUUUCCUUCAAGCAAACACAAAAUCAUUUGUUGACAAGUUUCUUCAGGUAACAACAGCAAGAUCGUACUUGCCCAAACGGUCUGCUCCAUCGUCGUCGUCAGCCAGCUCUUUUAACCUUGACGCAUCGUCUACUAAUUUUACCAGCAAUACUGAUGGUGGACCUCCACCAUUACCCCCAACACCUACCCCUAAACAAUCUUCUGGUCACUCCCCUGAUUCUACUACUCCGCCCAAUGCUGUACCGCCACCACCACCUGCUUCAUCGUCUACCAGUGUACAGCCUGCCCCACCACUACCGCCACCAAGUUCUGCAAUUGUUGCUCCUCCUCCGCCACCCCCUGAGUCUGCUCCCCCACCUCCUCCAGCCUCUGUUAUCACUCGUAAAGAAGAAGUAUCGUCAUCGCAACGAUCUAGAAAAUCUGAUUCUGAGAGAGAUAGAGAUGAUAGAAGAGGCAGACGCAGAUCACCAUCUCGAGGAAGGUCGCGUACUAGAUCAAGAUCUGGUUCCCGAAGUAGAGACAGAUCUCGAAGGUCACGUUCUAGGGGCAGAAGUGGCCGUAGCAAAUAUGACGAUAGAAGAAGAAGAUCACCUAUAAGCAAACGAUAUCGACGCUCUCGUACGAGAUCACGUAGCCGUAGUCCGAGGCGAUCUCGAAGUCCUCGUCGAUCCAGGUCACGCGAGAGAAAAUCUAGAUCAAGAAACAGAUCUCGUUCCAUAACCCCAAGAAACAACAGAUCCUCUGCCCGCGGAAGGUCGCCUCCCCCUAUUCCUAGAUCACCCAGUCCAUCGAGAAAGUCAAAGUCUAUUCCAAGGGCAGAUGAAAAGCGAGAGUCCCCCCAUGGAGCUUCACCGGUGUCCGAGACAAAGCUGGAGCCAAGGAGUGACCCUAGUUCCAUAAUGCAAAGUGUGGUUGCAGUCAAACAUCCAGAGUUUACAUUACCACCAGCUGGGAAGAAGCAGAGGUGUCGUGACUAUGACGAAAAGGGCUACUGUAUGCGUGGGGACAUGUGCUCCUUUGACCAUGGCUCUGACCCAGUAGUGCUUGAAGGGAUCAGUGCUGUGCUGGACUUUCCCCCUCCCCCUGUGCCUGGAGCUGCGCCUAGUGCCCCUGGCUACACCCCGGCCCCAGCACCCCCUCAGGGGGUGCCCACACCCCGCCACCCACCUCCAAGACAUCCACAGUUUGUAUCUACAGGGGAAUACACUCCCCGUGAUCCAAGUCUUUGGGUUGGUCAAACCAACACUAACACAGGGCCCUAUUAUGGUGGUAAUGGUGGGCCAGGCAGAGGAGCUAGUGUGGGUCCAAGAUUUUCAGCUCCACCUCCACUUCUGCCCAAUAGCACGUCACGGGAACUAAUAAAUGUUCCCGUAAAUAAUGGAGGUCACAUGGGGCAGUGUGGUGGUGGUGGUGUUCGUCCAUCCUUAGCAAAGCGACUGGGUCCAGCUGUUCCCCUUCCUCAUAAUUUAUCUGUGAUUCAAAAACCUGGACGUCCUGACCUUGAUAGCUGCACGUUGGAGCUCAGGAAGAUUCCUCCAGGUCUCAACACUAUAGCUCACCUUAAUGAUCAUUUUGCAAAGUUUGGGACAGUAGUUAAUAUACAGGUUCAUCAUGAAGGAAACCCAGAAAAUGCCUUAGUCACCUUCAAUAGCCACUCGGAGGCCAAUGCUGCUUAUCGUAGUACUGAGGCAGUUCUCAACAACAGAUUUAUCAAACUAUUUUGGCAUAAUCCACAGAUCAAAACUGAUCGGGGAGGUACUUAUGCAUCUCACACAGUUAGGCCGGUACAUGAUAGAUUAGGUGUACGUCACCCUAACAAAACCCUUAACAAGACAAUUGUUGAACCUGUCAGUGAGGAUAAAAAUGAGAAGGUGAUGAUGUCACGUGGCAGCCUAGUCAAAACUGUUUAUAAUACCCACGCCCUUCAUUCUGCUGCUGCUGCUGCAAGUGCUGUCAAUGUAUCUACUUACACUCCUACAUCACCGGGAAGUGUCACCCCUACUUCUCCUGUCUCUGGAUCCCAUUCCUUACCGACAGCAACUGGUGCUGUCACACCCACCUCGCCUCUAGCAGGUCCUCCUUCAUUGUCAACAAUUGUCCCCGAUUCUACACACGCUGCUGCUGUUGACACGAAGAGACAAGAGAUUGAGUCGAUUCUAAAACAGCGAGAACUCUUGGCUGCUGAGGUUGCAGCCAAGCACAAAGUAGAAAAACAGAAAGCUGAUGCAAUGAAACUGAGAUCUGAGGUUGAGCAGCGGAAGAGGCAGUUGUUGGAUAAGCAGAUGCAGCAGCUCAAGGUACUAGUAAAUAAAUUGGAAACAAACAAAGCUAACAUGAAAUCAGAAGAAAAGAAAGUUCUUUUGGAUACUAUAAAGUCUCUUCAAGCAGCAAUUGAAGCCACAAGGUCACAGGUAGUUGGAGGAGAUGUACCAAAAAGUAAAGUCCAAGUAGACAGGGAAAUCCUUGACACAGAAUUAGAGUUGUAUUCUGUUCAAGCAGAAGGUGGAGACAUUACCAAGUUGCGUGUGCAGCUUAAUCAGCUGCGAACACAGCAGCAAGCAGCAGGAUACCUGCCUUCUCGCUCUCUUAGACAUGGGCCAUAUGGGGCUGCAAGGGGUGGUCACUAUAUUCGUGGACGUGGAGUUGGUAGCCUGGGACGUGGUGUUCCCCGAGGUCGCGGAAGAGGUGCACGGGGAUAUGGUCAUUCUUUUGCAUCAGUGGACAGGCGAACUACGAAGUUAAAUGCCUCGGGAUUUGAGAGAGAAGACAAAGAAGAAGUCUUAGCUCAUUUUAGUACUUUAGGCAAGAUAACCAAUUAUAUAUGGGAUGGACAAACUCCUGCUGUGACUAUUCAGUAUGCUUCACGGCGUGAGGCAGAGAAGGCCAUGAGCGAGGGUCGGACUCUUGGAGACCGUCUUCUCACCCUUACGUGGGUCUUUGAUACUGCUCUCCCAAUCUCCACACAGUCCACAGCAACGAGUAUGGCAGGACCUCAUCACGUAUCGUCACAUACAUACACCAGUGUUGCUCCACACACCACUACGCCAUUGCUCUCUUCAGAUGACACUCUGGAGGAGAUUACAGAAGAAAUUGUAGAAGAAGUCGAGACAGAAGAAGGUGAGCAACCAGUUCUGUUUGAAGAGGAAGAGGAAGAAGUAGAAGAAGAUGAGGAAGAAGUAAGAUCCUGGAGGAGGUAGAUAUGGCAUUAGUGAAAAGUGAUGGACAUAAGAGGAAAUGUGUGAAUUUACUGAUAACAAAUAAAAAUUUGUUUGGUUUAAUAAUGCAGUGCAAGUGGUUCAGACAGACGUGAUAGAUUCGAGACAGAACAAUUAAGAAGGUUCUCAUUGUUAAACUUUAACUUGUAAGAAAAUGACAUGCAGGAAUAAAAUUAUCUUAACAGUUAUUAUUUUUUUUUAACUAAUUUAUAUUAGUAGUAGCAACAAACUAUGACUCGGAUGAAUUGAUAAGACCAGAUAUUGCCCAUCACUCAUUCUUGAUAUCAGUUGUUUCUUUUCAGUGUUAACUUAAGUGCGUAUUUUUUGUUUUGUGGUUGCUCAUCAGUGUAAUAAUGGUAUCUAGGUUGUACAGUUUCCAGCUCUGAUGGAUGGCAGUGUUUUGUAUAUAAAAUGAGAUGUCAGUCACAAUGUUCAUUGAUAUCUAUUAUUAAGGUUAACGUGUAUGACACUUUUUACUAAUCCUUAGAAACCCAAUUUGCAUUUAAUUGGUGCAGUACAGUAGGUAUAUGAAAUCACAAGCAGGAAGUUGCGGCAAAAAAAAAAAAAAUUGUAUUAUGGCUAAUUGAUUUUUAAUAUUUUUUGAGUAAAUUAAACAACUAAAUACUGUAUGUGUGAAAUGUUUUUUUGCUAGUUAGAUAUGGUAAAUGUAAUUGUUUAAAGUAGCAUCUAAUCCAUAAUUAAGUUUAUCUUAGAUAUGAUAUUAGUUGGUAAAAUUUCAGCGGGGUGAUUUAAACCAGUAGCACAAUACAUCAUAGUAAAAAAAGAUCAAUAAAAGUAUCAUUUUGAUUGACAAAGAUAGCUUUGUUCAUUUAAAGAUAGCUAGUUAUUAGUACAGAGAGAUUAUUUUGUUUCAGUAGGUAAUAUAAUUGUCUUAGAGGGUAUGGUGCAUAAUUUCAACGUUAAGAAAUGUUGAUUCUGUAUUGAAAUUGUUAUACUUAUAAAUAAUCAAUAUAUUUAUGUAUACUGUAUAUCAAGCAUUUGAUUAUUUUGAAUCUACUGUUUUAAUGUACUCAGAGUAAUAAUUUGAUGAACAUUUAGUAUGGUAUUAUUUAUUAACCAUACUCUCGUACCAAUAUCGAUUCCAUUGAACCAUUGUUUGGCCGAACAUUCCUGCCAUAUUUGAGGUGUAAGAUCGUGAUUCUUGUCUUCUGUCACUGAUUUUCUGAAUCUUCAAGGAAUAUAAAUGAUAUUUAGGACCCCUUGAAUGUUCUGUAAUGCAGACAGUGCUAUAUAGCCUUUUGGUCUUGGCUCUAUUAUUAUUAUUUUUUAAAUUUUGGACAGUCACACUAGAUUUGCAUUGAUACAAUAAUGUCAAAUUUUUACUGAUUUGUUUUAUUGAAGAAGACAGUGCUAAUACCGCCUGUUUUGUAGACUUGUAAACAUGAUUGAGGAUUCUUAGAGUAUGGAAAUAUACUAUAUAUACUAUACAUGUAUAGUAUACAUAGUAUAUUAUGGCCAUUUCAUCUGCUUUUACAUACAGUAUUAAGCUUUGAUGGAAAGUUUGUGAGAAAUAAUUGAAAUAUUCACAAAACAUGUUGUGAGAAAGAUGUUUUCCAUGGUUUCAGGUAAAUAAGGUCGAGCACUGAGAAUGUUGACAGUUUUUAUCAUCAUGUUUCUGAGUGCAACCAAAUUUCAAAACCUAUGUAAUUCAAUUAAACAAAAAUAACUAUAUGAGAUAAAAAACAAAUGGGAGUGCUUUUGUGUAUUAACUCAUUAUUAUGUUUCUUUUUUUUCUUGUAUACUUAUAUGUGAUAUUCCAUUUUCAUUGAAAAGAUUUAGGUGCUCUUUAGGAGCACCUUUAGGAGCGCCAAGUCACUUUAGGAGAUUUACCUUUUCAGUUCUUCUAAUAUGCAAGUUAAAUUAUUUAAAUCUACAGGUAAAUAUUUGUUGAGCAACAAAGGAAGAAGUAAUGAUGUUAUCAAUCCUUUUUAAUGUUAUCUUGAGGUUAUCUUGAGAUGAUUUCGGGGCUUUAGUGUCCCCAUGUUGCUCACUCUCUCAAUCUCUCUUGCUUUAAACAUUAGUUCAUAACAACCUAAUAAGCUAAAAUGUUAGUAUUUUCGAUGAUUUUCAUCUUACCCAGUAAUUAUAUUAGCAGCUUGCCGUAUUCUCUCACAUACACACACUUCUUAUUAAUGUGGCAUAAUUUUUACUGAUUUAAUUGUAAAAACUUUUAUGUUCUUUAUAAAAUUAUAGUAUACAAGAUUUCCAUGUUAAUUUGAGAAUAAUAUUUUGGCAGACUUAAAUUAAGCAAGAAACCCUUUAAGUAAAUCUUAAAACCAGUUCCAUAACUUGCUCGGUAAUUAUAAAUGUUAUUUUAUUAAUCUCUACUAUAUAUAUGCAGUUCUUACGUAAAUCAAUAAAAAUUGUGGUUACUGUUUAACUAAUGUGGCAGUUUUAACAUCCCAUUCUUUGUUAUCUUGCAUUUGUUGGCAGUCAAUCAUAUUAUUUUAAGCUAUCAUUUAUUGAAUAAAUUUUGUAAUAUAUUUUUUUGCCUUUGUGCCAUAAAAUGCUCCAUAAUGAAGAACAAAUAUUGCCCAUGCUCUGCACAACUGCUUUGUCAAAUAGAUUGUGAUAGAAAAGUUGCAGGUUGAUGGGAUAUGCGUGUUUGGUUGACUAUAGACAGCAGUUGAAGGUUAAAUGCUUACUUGAUAUACCAAGAG
Procambarus clarkii (red swamp crayfish) is the source of this 6788-nucleotide messenger RNA. RefSeq names its product Zinc finger protein swm (gene swm). Gene Ontology annotation, cellular component: nucleus. The record is from RefSeq and is a predicted model, not a curated record. Lineage: Eukaryota; Metazoa; Arthropoda; Malacostraca; Decapoda; Cambaridae. Gene Ontology annotation, biological process: mRNA processing. Gene Ontology annotation, molecular function: metal ion binding; RNA binding.